This is a messenger RNA of Heterocephalus glaber (naked mole-rat), 2723 nucleotides long. RefSeq names its product growth arrest specific 2 (gene Gas2). Gene Ontology annotation, biological process: actin crosslink formation. Gene Ontology annotation, cellular component: actin filament. NCBI's taxonomy places the organism in Eukaryota, Metazoa, Chordata, Mammalia, Rodentia, Bathyergidae. Gene Ontology annotation, molecular function: cytoskeletal adaptor activity; microtubule binding; actin filament binding. The record is from RefSeq and is a predicted model, not a curated record.
UAGCUUCAGCCUCCCAAAGUGCUAGGCUUGUAGGCCCUGGCCGCCACACCAGGCCACAUUUUUACAAAUGGUAUUCGGGAGAGGGCUGGCCCAUCCGCAGCCCUGCGUGGGCACACUGGCUGAGAGACGCGCGUGAGAAGCACACGCGUGUGAGCGCGGCGGAGGCGACCAGGACGGGCAGCAGCGGCAGCAGAAGGCGAGACCAGGAGACGCGCGACCUCCGCCCGCUGGGUGGAAGACGCUCAUCUGGGAGUCCGUGUUCCAGUCCACAGUAGUAGGGUCAGGCUGUCUCUGACGUCCAACACUGUGCUGAAGCAAAGGCGAGGAGGCCUUGCACUUCCUCUGGUACAGUGAAAAGAGCCCUGGGAGCAGCCUCUUGUGAAAGUCGGUGUCCACAGAGCCUCGCGAGGCACUGCAUUCCGCAGCCUGGCACGCAGGGGCUGCAGCGUCUGGAAGCCCGGGCCUCGCGUCUGCAGAAUCGCAGGCCGGGCCAGCAAACCUUCGCCAUCACCCAAUUUUAAUACCGUGCUAAAGCCAUCGACACUGUUUGGGGGGGGGGGGUAAGUGUGAUCCCUCCCCACCGUCCCUCUCUCCCUCAGCUUAGGGUUUGGGGGACCAGGAGGGGCUGGAGCUCGGCCCCAGCCUCAGAGUCGCUGCCAAAGCCCUUGUAACCCAAUCUCUCCCCUUUGAAGGGCAAAUCAGUGUCAAUUGCAUUCGCUGUCCACCCGGAAAGAACAAAAGAAAGAAAGCAAAAAGUAUUACAAGUGGAUAAAUAAUGUGCACUGCUCUGAGCCCAAAGGUACGCAGUGGGCCUGGUCUGUCUGAUAUGCAUCAGUACAGCCAGUGGCUGGCCAGCAGACACGAAGCUAAUUUGCUACCGAUGAAAGAAGAUCUGGCCCUGUGGUUAACCAAUCUAUUAGGGAAGGAGAUUACAGCAGAAACUUUCAUGGAGAAAUUGGACAAUGGCGCUUUGCUCUGUCAGCUCGCGGCAACUGUGCAGGACAAGUUCAGAGAGACCAUGGACGCUCACAAGCCCACAAAGAGUCUGCCACUGAAGAAGAUUCCAUGCAAAGCCAGUGCGCCCUCAGGCUCCUUUUUUGCCCGAGAUAAUACAGCGAAUUUCUUAUCCUGGUGUCGAGAUUUAGGGGUGGAUGAAACAUGUUUAUUUGAAUCUGAAGGUUUGGUCCUCCACAAGCAACCAAGAGAAGUGUGUCUCUGUUUGCUGGAACUUGGCCGGAUUGCAGCCAGGUACGGUGUGGAGCCUCCCGGGUUGAUAAAAUUGGAAAAAGAAAUCGAACAGGAAGAAACACUUUCUGCUCCUUCUCCUUCUCCUUCUCCUUCAUCAAAGUCUUCUGGAAAAAAGAGCACAGGAAACUUACUGGACGAUGCCGUGAAACAAAUUUCUGAAGACCCUCCUUGCAAGUGUCCCAGCAAGUUCUGCGUGGAGCGGCUCUCCCAAGGAAGAUACCGAGUGGGAGAAAAGAUCCUCUUCAUUAGGGGUCUUCAUGGUUGUAACUAUGUCUCCACAGCCAAAGUAAAGCAGACAUUGAAGAUGCUGCACAACAAACAUGUCAUGGUGCGUGUGGGAGGAGGAUGGGAAACUUUUGCUGGGUAUUUGUUGAAACAUGACCCCUGCCGAAUGCUGCAGAUCUCCCGUGUGGAUGGCAAAACAUCCCCCAUCCAAAGCAAAUCUCCAACUCUUAAGGACAUGAAUCCAGAUAAUUACUUGGUGGUCUCUGCCAAUUAUAAGGCUAAGAAGGAGAUUAAAUGAAAUUAAUUAGUCACCUCAAGGGGACUCUGAUAAGGGGCUAUAUCCACAUCUCCAGUGUAGUCAGUUUAGUUCACAUGCUCUGAAAUCCACUUUGGAAAAAGGUGUGACAGAAAAAUGUCAUCAUACUGAAAUACAGUAGCACUAUUUAUUUUUAAUGCUUCUCUGUAGGAAACGACAUUAUUAAAUUCGCAACUCAGAUUUAAAUUAGUUAAAUCGUAGGCAAAUUAUUUCUCAAUAUGUGAGCAUAGUAUUUAGGACACAAACAGUAUUAGGAGGACAACUCUAGCUGUAGAUGCUAAAGACAAAAUGGUUACUAGGAGAAAACACUUAGGAUUUGUGGAAAAGUCAACAGAAAGGGCCUGCUGUAUGUCUAUGAGCGAAAGCACCCCAGCCAUUUUUAUAAUUGCAGGAGUUUUAAGCUAUUUCUUACAAAAUGAUGAUUACUUUGAUAAUGUGCUACUGAAAUUAUCCAACAGCACUAUCAGUAAGUGCAGACUAUUAAUCACAAUAAUACUUUCCUGGAAAGGCCGCUUCAGAAAAGUUUACAUUCAUUUGGAAGAUUGCCUUAAAGUUUCUCUCUUAUCUCUGACCAAAUAUCUGAGGUACUUUUGGAAGUUUUUGGUAUACCCCUUAGAGAAUAGCUGAUGAAUUUCACACAUUCCUAAGCACAUGGCUGUGUUUAGAAUGACUUAGUGUAAUCCACACACAUGGGCUGAUACACAUUUAUAUUUUGAUAAGUGAAUUGUACAAAUGGUCGACUCCUUAUCAUUAUAAAGCAUUUUUCUUAUUAAAAUAUAUCUUUAGUUAAUCCUACUUUGCUAUGCUGUCUAGUAAAUUCACUGUAGCUAAUGAUGUUACAGGCUUGUGUAUAUCUUGUAUACCUAGGACAAGACAAACAGCAAAAUAUUGUCCUCGCUGAUGCAAGAAUUAAAAAGAUAAAUGUUAAAAAUGU